GACGGGCCAUUGGAAGGUGAGAAGGCGUAGUAGAUAUCAAACCCAUGGAUCCUUAAUUUAUUUGCUUCGAAUCACACACACACACACGAAGUGGGCUUUACGUACCCCUCGCCUUGAGUCUGUCGACUGCCAAGUACCUCGCAGGAAGCAACAACAAUAAAAGCAGUAAUAUCACAGCUCAGUACGCAGUAUGUCGGCGAGCUUAUUCUAUAUGCGAGACUGGGCUGUAGGAGGUGAUGCAGUGACCGUGGCGCCAAGCAAGAAGCUGCGUGGUUAUUCUCCUACCCGCAAAACAGAUAAAGGAGGUAAACAAGUCGGUGCAAGAUCGGGCAGUUCUUCUGAUGGAGAGCGAGCAACUAUCCGCAGGUUGCACCGAGUGCAACGAGCACGUUUCCAAUAUACCCAUGGACUCCGUCUCUCACUUUGUUUCUCGAAUCUUUGUGCGUCGCUCCAGCAAAAAACAUCAGCGACGAUCUGCCGGUGCUGCUGCCGGUGCUACGCCUUCUGCUGCUGCUGCUCCUCUUCCUCCUUCUCCUCGGCAACCUAAUAACGCCGCCACCAACGCCACAUCUUCCGAGCAGAACCCGAUAGCCGAGCCCACCACUACCACAAAUACCACCACUGCCACAGUCGACAACCAACAACCGCAACCACAGCCGCUUCGCACCACCUUUAGUACUCCAGAGUCUUUUGAAAGUGACGAAUCGCCUGCAUCACCAAGGACAGAGAAUUCCGUCAAUGUCGACACCCUUGAAUUCGAUGCGUCGCGUGACCUAGUUUCUUUCCUCGACAGCGGCUGGUCCUCAUCUGUCAAAAAGCAAAAUGAAGCAAAACCCCAGUUGGCAUUUCCGGCUUUCGAAUACUUGCUGCACGAGCCACAACAGCCAAAACAGUCUGAAGAGCUGCAGCGUCCAGCAACGUCAAGUGGCAUGCGGAAUUCUCGACAGUUAUUUGGCACGUUGUCAAAGAAACCAAUAAACCUGUCGUUGAACAAACCAAAAUCAGCCGUCAAUUUAAUCAAGAGGAUCCGGUCUACGCCGAACUUUAAAGAACAACAGCGGCAACAGCAGCAGCAGGAACAGCAACAACAACAACAACAAGCAUAAAAGAUACUCCUUCUUUCUCUUUUCUAUCAUCUUACGUCAUAUAUAUAAUUUAUCCUUCUAGUGUAUACCUCUCUUUUCCCUUACUGUUUGCAUCUUAUAUGAAUACAUGAUUUGAACACAAAUAUUUAUCCCACCUUGUCCUCACAGACACGCGCACGGAUUUCUGAUCCCAUUACUGCUGCUGUGGGCAAAU
Messenger RNA from Zychaea mexicana, 1299 nucleotides. RefSeq lists its product as uncharacterized. The coding region runs from base 342 to 1106 and encodes 254 amino acids. The record is from RefSeq and is a predicted model, not a curated record. Lineage: Eukaryota; Fungi; Mucoromycota; Mucoromycetes; Mucorales; Lichtheimiaceae. The transcript is spliced from 3 exons.